GGACAACUGUAGAACGGUCAACUUACCCCAUACUUUAACCUGAAUGAAGGGAUCAACACUUUAUCUUAUACCUUAAUUGUUAGAUGGGUGUUCACAAAAAAUGUUCUCGUCUACCCAAGUCACUGGUGGGGUUCUGCUGCUAAGGUUGUCAUAAAGCAUGCUUUUUUACAUUUGUUGCAUUUGGCAAUAUCGUCAAAAGAUUCUGAAAGAAAUAAGUUUCCCAAAUUUUAAAGUAUUAAACUUUUAUUAUUGUUUAUUUACUGUGUCUUUUAUUCUGCUUACCUAACUCAUGCAGAAAUCUGGCUUGAUGUUUGGUCCACCUGUUAGCUGGCUCUGGUGCUUGAUAGUUUUCUCCAUCCUCUGAAUCAAGGCCAUCAUGAGUGGUCUUCUGAAGACCAUCAUUAUGCUACAGUUGUCUCUACUAUGAGACAGAACUGAACUGGAGUUUGUGAACUAAGGCUGUGUUCGAAACAACUUAGAUGUUGGAUUUUAUCAACCUCAAACCCGUAAGAAGUCUGGAACGGCAAACAAAGUUGGGUAUCCGACCUCUCAACUUGGGACAGAUCGAUCAACACCGACCUCAGCAAGAUGUGUCGUUUGAUGUCGCAAACAAGCAUUUAGGAUGAACCACUCUGAUCUGCUAAGAUGCACAGAUUCAACUCUGACCCAGCAUCAUCCCCACAUCUCAUCUGCCAUCAGUUUCAUGUAAUGUCUGUCAAUAGCAUUUCUAUAACAACUUAAUUUAAACUUUAAUUGAAACUUUUAUUGUGUAAAACAGGCGUUUUAUUCCACAACCCAUUAGACAAGUGUAAUCUACCCUAGACCCACUACAUUUUUUUAAAUAUACAUUUUUGAAUGGUGUAUAACACUUUCGUUCUCUUUUAGUCCUUUUAUUUUCUAUUUCAUAAUGUAAAAUACAUACAAGUUUAUUUGCAACACCAAAAUAUUUUGAUAUAUUCUAUCAAAACCAUUUUCAGGCAUCCUUCCUCCUCCCCAUCUCCUCCUUCACUGCUCUCUUUCUUCUACUGUGUAGGUGUGUUUUGGGGGGGUUGAAACAGUAAAUUGUAAAUUAAAGUUGCAUUUAAGUCUUGUGUAACAGUCUCCCUUAUUUGUGACUAUAUUCACGAUGUAACAUGGUACUUUCAGCACUUACUACAUUACAGUGUUUUAAUGCUUUUGAUUUUUAUUAUAAAUUAAUUCACUUUUAAUGAAUUCUCUCUUAAUCUAGAACUUUUAGAGUCUAAAAUGUAAAGUGUCAUGAUCAGCUCUGGGUCUUGUGCAGUGAUAUAAUGGACAGAUGGUAAAUGUCAUGGUUUUGCAGUAUAUUGGGCUCUGGAUGUAAUGAACAGUCAGCACAUAGGUUAAUUUGGUAAACAAACUUGUCAGAAAAAUGCAUGCUGUGAUGCUGGACAAUACCUGGUCAAAUGAAUACAUGUAUAAUGUGUUUCCACAUUUGUAUAAGGUUUCUUUAUCUAUUAGAAAACAGCGCAGAGACUGCUGUGAAUUAUUGAUAACAGUGUAUUUGUUAAAAUGUUACCAGUAAGAUUAUGUAGACCACUUUCCGUGUACAAUGUAUUUUCUUUGAGUACCUUUACGUGUUUUAUUAUUCUUAACUUAAAGCAAAACGCAAUUUAAAUGCAGGUGCCCCCUGUAACAUGUUACUACAAAAUAUGCAAGUGGAACUGGACUAAAUGCAUCUACAUAAGGGCCUGAUUCCAUGUUUCUGCAUUACACGUGAUAUGAUAUAGGCUAUAGGGUGUAUAAUAAUUAUAUUUUGUGCAUGCAAAAUAAAAGUCAAACUCUUUAAAACUGUGGCAAAUGUUAUGCAUUAGAUAUAUUUUUUAAAUCUUUUUGUUUGUGUUCAAUACAAUAAACAAGAAAUAGUCAGCUCUGCCCUUGUUUGUAUUUUAUUGGGGUAAAUAGUUUGUCACACUCUGCACAGCGUUAUUAGCGUCCACAUUGUGAUGUCACUCACGGUAACCGUGACAGAGCGCUUGGGUGAUUAUUUCGUCACUUGAGGUCCCUAUAUAAGCCCGCGCGAGUUACCAUAGUUUCGUGGGUUUGUUGUUAGGCGAGUGCUGUUGAUUUUGAUAGCGACUUUUUGUAAGUGAUUUUUCUUUUGCAAUGAAGAGUUAUCGAGGACCAAAUAGGCCCGCUGCGGUCAGUCAGCCAUUUUUUGGCGGGCUGAUCGCGCGGGUCUUAUUUGGUCUCUUUAAUUUCUUUUUGAGCAUCUUCUUGCGCUUUUUUCGGUUCGCGCGGCCCGAGACAAGCGACAACGUGGAGGAACUCAGUGAACCGGAGGGAGCUUUCGGACCUUGUAGCGAGCGUCCACCGAUGCUCGCUGUGGGGUCCGAGGUGAACCCGGUUCAUCGUGUUGAAUGCCCCGUUUCGACACCUGACACCGCGCUGGAGACCUGUCCAGAUGCCCAACCCCGAAGACCUCUCAUGAGGUUUUCGGAGCGGAUGUCUGGGACAGUAAACGGCUGUCGCACUAAAAGACCUUCAUUUCGGAGUACUGCACGAUCUCUGAGAGUGACUCCUCAAAUGCGUCCCACUUGUGGUUCACAGCCCAGUCGGACACAUUUUGGGGAGUUCACACCAAGGCCGUUGCAUGCUCGAAGUGAUUGUUCUUUAGUUGAGUCCCGUAAUGUCUCCACAAAUUGUCAAGCUAGGGGAAUGCGUUUUGUAUACCCUAAGCUUGUCCUCCGUCGUCUGGACCCUGGCAGGAUUCGCUCUGCUGACAUCGCGCAGCGGCCUGUCAGAGAGAGGUAUGAGGAGGUGGGAGUGACCGUUAGACGUGUAACACCCAGAUCUAACGCUUCACCUGUACGUCCUCUCAUACACCCGGGACCUGUCUGGGUUACACAGCGACGUCGAGGUUAUCAUGUGGCUCCUACUGUACAGGCACGUAUACCACCGAGAGUGCCUGUACGUAGUAGAGCCGCCUUAAUGGAGGACACAUCUAGCGAUGGGUCCUCCAGACCACUUCUGGCAGAGGAAAUCUCUUCUGCACAGCCUGAGCGGCCUCAGGCCCUGGAACCUGGCAGGAGUCUGUCUGUGGUUGUGUCACAGCAGAAACCUGUCAUGGUUGUGCGUCCUCUGGGCCGGUGUACACGUUGGGGUCGUGUCGCACCGGCUCAGCAGGUCCAGCCCUCGCCCGCUUGGCAGUUCCGGGCUUCACCUACUGCUGCUGUAUCACUGCCGAGUUUUACAAGCAGCGGUAAGGAUAAACCUGUCCAGGUGGUGCGUCCUCUGGGCUGGCCUACACUCGAGGGUCAUGUCGCACCAGCUCGGCAGGGCCGGAGCCCGCCCGCUCGGCAGGGCCGGAGCCCGCCCGCUCGGCAGGACCGGAGCCCGCCCGCUCGGCAGGACCGGAGCCCGCCCGCUCGGCAGGACCGGACACCGCCCGCUCGGCAGGACCGGACACCGCCCGCUCGGCAGGACCGGACACCGCCCGCUCGGCAGGACCGGACACCGCCCGCUCGGCAGGACCGGACACCGGCCGCUCGGCAGGACCGGACACCGGCCGCUCGGCAGGACCGGAGCCCGCCCGCUCGGCAGGACCGGAGCCCGCCCGCUCGGCAGGAACGGAGCCCGCCCGCUCGGCAGGAACGGAGCCCGCCCGCUCGGCAGGAACGGAGCCCGCCCGCUCGGCAGGACCGGACCCUGCCCCCACCCGCUGAUGUCUCACAGAAACCUGUCAUGGUUGUGCGUCCUCUGGGCCGGUCCACACUUGAGGGUUGUGUCGCACCGGCUCAGCAGGUCCAGACCCUGCACCCUCAGCGGUUCCUGCCUCCACGUAGCGCUGUUGUCUCACUGCCGAGUUUUACAAGCAGAGGUAAGGACAAACCAGUCCAGGUUGUGCGUCCUCUGGGCUGGCCUCCACGUGAGGAGCGUGUUGUGCCCGCUCGGCAGGACCGGACCCCGCCCCCUCGGCAGGACCGGACCCCGCCCCCUCGGCAGGACCGGACCCCGCCCGCUGCUGUCCCACAGCUAGUCCAGAUCCCACCCGCUCGGCAGGACCGGACCCCGCCCGCUCGGCAGGACCGGACCCCGCCCGCUCGGCAGGACCGGACCCCGCCCGCUCGGCAGGACCGGACCCCGCCCGCUCGGCAGGACCGGACCCCUCCCGCUCGGCAGGACCGGACCCCUCCCGCUCGGCAGGACCGGACCCCUCCCGCUCGGCAGGACCGGACCCCGCCCGCUCGGCAGGACCGGACCCCGCCCCCACCCGCUGCUGUCUCACAGCUAGUCCAGAUCCCGCCCGCUCAGCAGGACCAGGACCGGACCCCGCCCGCUCGGCAGGACCAGCCCGCUGCUGUCUCACAGCAGAAACCCCCUCGGCAGGUCCAGGGCCCGCCCGCUCGGCAGGUCCAGGCCCAAACGCUCGGCAGGACCAGACCACUACCGUACGGCAGGUCCAGACCCCGGCCACCCGGCAGGUCUAGCUCUAUCCCGCUGGUCUCACAGCUAGUCCAGAUCCCGCCCCCUCGGCAGGACCAGAUCCCGCCCCCUCGGCAGGACCAGGCCCCGCCCCCUCGGCAGGACCAGGCCCCGUCCCCUCGGCAGGACCAGGCCCCGUCCCCUCGGCAGGACCAGGCCCCGUCCCCUCGGCAGGACCAGGCCCCGCCCCCUCGGCAGGUCCAGGCCCCGCCCGCUCGGCAGGUACAGGCCCCGCCCGCUCGACAGGUCCAGGCCCCGCCGUUCGGCAGGACCAGACCACGACCGUUCGGCAGGACCAGUUUCCGACCGUACGGCAGGUCCAGACCCCGGCCGCCCGGCAGGUCUAGCUCUUUCCCGCUGGUCUCACAGCUAGUCCAGAUCCCGCUCCCUCGGCAGGACCAGAUCCCGCCCCCUCGGCAGGACCAGAUCCCGCCCCCUCGGCAGGACCAGAUCCCGCCCCCUCGGCAGGUCCAGAUCCCGCCCCCUCGGCAGGUCCAGGCCCCGCCCCCUCGGCAGGUCCAGGCCCCGCCCCCUCGGCAGGUCCAGGCCCAGCCCGCUCGGCAGGUCCAGGCCCGACCGCUCGGCAGGACCAGACCGCUACCGUACGGCAGGUCCAGACCCCGGCCGCCCGGCAGGUCUAGCUCUAUCCCGCUGGUCUCACAGCUAGUCCAGAUCCCGCCCCCUCGGCAGGACCAGGCCCCGUCCCCUCGGCAGGACCAGGCCCCGCCCGCUCGACAGGUCCAGGCCCCGCCGUUCAGCAGGACCAGACCACGACCGUUCGGCAGGACCAGACUCCGACCGUACAGCAGGUCCAGACCCCGGCCGCCCGGCAGGUCUAGCUCUUUCCCGCUGGUCUCACAGCUAGUCCAGGCCCCGCCCCCUCGGCAGGACCAGGCCCCGUCCCCUCGGCAGGUCCAGGCCCCACCCGCUCGACAGGUCCAGGCCCCACCGUUCGGCAGGACCAGACCACGACCGUUCGGCAGGACCAGAUUCCGACCGUACGGCAGGUCCAGACCCCGGCCGCCCGGCAGGUCUAGCUCUUUCCCGCUGGUCUCACAGCUAGUCCAGGACCAGAUCCUGCCCCCUCGGCAGGUCCAGGCCCCGCCCCCUCGGCAGGACCAGACCCCGCCCCCUCGGCAGGUCCAGGCCCGACCGCUCGGCAGGACCAGACCACGACCGCUCGGCAGGUCCAGACCACGACCAUACGGCAGGUCCAGACCCUGACCGUUUGGCAGGUCUAGCUCUUGCCCGCUGGUCUCGCAGCUAGUCCAGAUCCCGCCCGCUCGGCAGGACCAGAUCCCGCCCCCUUGGCUGGACCAGAUCCCGCCCCCUCGGCAGGACCAUAUCCCGCCCCCUCGGCAGGACCAGGCCCCGCCCCCUCGGCAGGACCAGACCCUGCCCGCCCGCUCGGCAGACGAGUUUUGUCCGUGAAGACAAAAAAAUGAAGCGGGCCUCAAUGAAGCAACCCCCCAUCCUGAAAUACAAAUUAAAUAUUAUGUACACACCUGAAAUUUGAGAUUAUUGGUUAACAAGUAUUUAAAACUGAGAUCUGGGUUUGUUUUUAAUACUUUGAUUACUCACUUAGCUGGAUUUUAUUGUUAAUACUUUUCUUUGAUCUAUUUGAAUCUUAAAAUCUCAUCCUGUAGUUAUUGUCAAGCAACAGAUUUAAAUGUUAAAACCUCUCCGGGGACCAGGCUUAGUUGACCAGAAAUGAGAGCUUUAUAAUGGAGGUGAUAGGGGAAGUCUGUCACAGCUUUGUCCUCUCCAUGUUUAUAAGAGUAAUCUGUUGAGGAUGCUGUGAUAUGAAUAUGUGUAAACUUAUAAAUUAGAAAAAUGUAAAUGUUAAAAAAUUGGACUUCUCAAUUCUUCUAUAAUAGUAACAGUAAACAGGAUAGAUUACAGAUGAGUACAGUGAACAAGCUUAAAAUACAGGUAUACAAUUCAACAUAACAUUUAACAUUAUUGUCAUAACUAAGCACCAGUUGCAAUAACAUUAACUAAUAAGCAGACGUCAUGAGUUGCAGGAUUUCUUCCCCAUGGUUCCCAAAUGGCCACAGACAGACAGACAGACAGCUGUAUAACUGAAUAUAACUCUAUAACCUCCAGCAAUGAAGAAGAUUCAAAGAAAGAAAGGAAGAAGUGUUAUAUAGUGAAUUAUUAACAUGUUUUGUUAGUUGAUUUAUUUGCAUUAUUUUUUAAAGUUUAUUUUGUACAUUGUUUAUCUGUAUUGAAUGACCUUCCUUUGUUAGGGAGUCAGACACACUUGAUCAGUCAGAUCGAGACUCGUCUGUUUAACCAAGCGUUCACCUGAUUUAUUACCUAAACAUGUUUAUGCUUCAAUAGUGAGCUUGACCUAAACCAAACACACAUCUAUCUUACUGUAAAACUUGUACAUUAUAUAUCAGCAGCCUCCAAACUAACAUCAGUUUGUUCUGUCUGCAUGUCUCAUGCUUUUGUUUCCAGACUCAGCUCCGGUUCAGCGUGAUGCUCAAUGAUGACUGCAGCCAUCAACCAGAAGCAAUGAAAUCUGUGAUGAUCAAAACCUUCAACUUUGCAUCCCAGGAUCUCUCGCCGAUGACUGUAACGGCAUUGCAUUCAUUUUGUCAUCUUACUUUCGUCUGAGAGGGAUUUCUACUUUCGGCCGCAUAAAGAUAUUCAGAAAUUGAUAAUGAGCUUUUAAUUGACACUGGUGUUGUGUGUAUACUGUCUUGUUUUAAAUGAAUCUCUCUGUUCUGUUUAAGUAUGGGUGCAUACUUAAGUAUUUACAGUAUUUUAAUGUAAAAAUAUGUUUAUGUUUCUAUUAUUUUCACAGAUGCAUCGAUGCGAGUAAGUGAAGCAACUGUGAGGAUGAGACGGUCCACAUGCUCCUGAACUGUGAUGCAGAAACACAAUGAGUGGAUCCAUCUGUCUCUGACCACAAAAUCACAGCUCAACUACAUCUGAUAUAGGAACACAACAGGUCGGUUUAUCCUAGUCCCAGACUAAAAUGCAGAUUUUUUUCUGACAUCUCUACAUAUAUCAGUGCCAUUGUUUUGUCUCAAGAUGCACACCAGAAUAGUUUUUUUUUACUAUUUAAAUGUCCUAAUAUAACUAAACCUAGUCCUGGUUUAAUCUAAAUGCUUUCCAGGAAACUGCCCCUAAAAGUCUAACACUGUUCAGCGAUCUCACAAACCUCAAUACUGUAUAAACUUUGACACAGUUUAAUUCAAAGUUUUUACUUAAAAUGUAUCAUUUCUAUUUUUGACUUAAAUGAUAUUUAGUUUUGGUCAUAUUUUUGUCAACUAACUACAUAUCAGAACAUUUUAUUUGAUUAAGGGGCAGUUUUCCGGAGAGGGUUUAGAUUAAUCCAGGACUAGUUGUAUUAAGACAUUUUAAGAAGUUUUUACAAACAUACCAUACAAAAUAACAAUACUGUUGUGCAUCUUGAGACAAAACAAUGGCACUGAUAUAUGUUAAGAUGUGUCAAUAGAAGAGGUUUUUAAAUGAAGGCAGCUCAAACAUGCAUUGUUGUCUGGGACUAAGACCUAUCAAAGAAAUCACCCCUAAAUAUCUACAGUAUCUAACAGGUGGGUUUAGUGUAACAGUCCUGUCUCGUGUUUCCCUUGUCCAUGUCUCUUAUUUUGAAGUCUUCUUGUUGUCUGCCAUGUUUGGAGUCUUUUGUAGUUCUUUUGUUGUAUUGGUCCAUGUUUGAUUGUCUCCCUAGGUGUGUCUUGUUUCCUAGGUGUAUAUAUUGCCCUUGUGUUUCAAUUGUCCUUUGUGGAGUACUGUGAUGUUGUUCCUGUUAUGAUCGGUUUGGAUUAUCUUGUUUUAUUUUGUUAUAAUAAACUUUACCUGCACUUGGA
Misgurnus anguillicaudatus (oriental weatherfish) is the source of this 8285-nucleotide messenger RNA. Lineage: Eukaryota; Metazoa; Chordata; Actinopteri; Cypriniformes; Cobitidae. The record is from RefSeq and is a predicted model, not a curated record.